Messenger RNA from Carassius auratus (goldfish), 2034 nucleotides. RefSeq lists its product as uncharacterized. Gene Ontology annotation, molecular function: MHC class II protein binding; protein tyrosine kinase binding. The record is from RefSeq and is a predicted model, not a curated record. Gene Ontology annotation, cellular component: membrane raft; external side of plasma membrane. The coding region runs from base 50 to 1240 and encodes 396 amino acids. Gene Ontology annotation, biological process: T cell activation; positive regulation of ERK1 and ERK2 cascade; interleukin-15-mediated signaling pathway. Lineage: Eukaryota; Metazoa; Chordata; Actinopteri; Cypriniformes; Cyprinidae. The transcript is spliced from 10 exons.
GAAAGAGUUGAGAGAAUAUAAUGAAGAGGAAGACUGACAGAAAGAGAAGAUGGCUGAUAAGUGUCACUUGUGUCUGCUGGGACUGAUCUUUCUCUCUUCACUUCUCACAGGUCUCAGUGGAGUGGAUGAUGCUCAUGUGUUCAUCAGUUCUGGUGAAGAUGUCCGUCUGCCCUGUAAUAAUGAUCUUCCUGACUGUAAAUCAACUACAUGGACCUAUAACAGAUUCAGUUAUUCAGCAACAGUUGAACUGAUUAAUUCAGGGAGAAAGAAGACAGACACAGAGAGACAUGAGAGACUGAGUCUGGAGUCUGACUGCUCUCUGAACAUCAAGAGCGUCACAAAAGAAGAUUGUGGAUCUUACACCUGCAGACAAUAUGAGAAUGGACAACAACUGGGAACUGAUGCUCGUGUUUUUCUGCAUGUUCUUCAUGUCUCUUCAUCACCGUCACAGACUGAGAUCAGUGCAGGUCACUCUCUGACUCUCUUCUGUCAGUUGUAUUCAUAUUCAUCAUAUCAUAAAGUCUCUUGUGAUGAUUUGAUCCAUUCUGAGGGAAUUGAUCUGUUCUGGGUGAAUCAGGCUGGUGUUAAACUGACAAACUCAGACUCCAGAUAUCAGAUAUCAUUCUCAUCAGAUCACUGUUACAUCUCUCUGAAGACAACAAUCCUGAAUGAAGAUGAAAACAGAGAGUGGAGAUGUGAAGUUACUCAGAGAGAUCAACUCAAGACCUCAGUCUCAUACACUGUCAAGAUCUCAGCUCGAGCUGAUUCAACAACAGCAGAGACUUCUACACCAGAAAAUCAGAAACCAUUAAACACCCCAAACUUUGAGAGGACUGCAGCUGCACACCCAUCUGGAUUUACUGAUCAACAGGUUGUAACUUCAACUACAGAAACAACACUGAAUCCAGACAUCGCACCAAUCUUUCAGAAUCAGGUGAUUGUGAUUGUGAUUGUUGUCGGUGUUUCGGCCGCUCUUCUUCUUCCUGCUCUGAUUCUUUGGCUGAUUCGUAAAAAAAGAGCCGAUGUCAGAAGAAAGACUGAUGACUCUGUGGAGCAGACAGAUGAUGUGACUUAUACUGAAGUUACUGCGUGCAGUAAAAACAGAGCCAAGAAGAACAAGGUUCGCUGUGAUGAUAAAGUGACUUACGCUUCCAUCAGAGGAACAAAAGCUGGAGCUCAGGAAAACUGCAGUCAACUUUAUGCCUCUGUGAACAAGAACCAUCACAAAUCAGACACAUAAUUAUACAGAAACCACACGAGCAGAGGAAUAUUAACCGUGACUCCUGAUGAUUUCAUUCAGUGCCAUUAUAAUAAUAUCACAUGUUGAGAAACCAGCUCUGAUUUAUUAGUAGUUAUUGCUGAUUCUGGUCAGAUUAUUUUAUUAUUAGGGAUCCGGAGAGCACCAGUGAUCCAGAUUUAGUCAUAUGAAAGUCUAUAUCUAGAUGAAUGUAAUCCAAUCCAAUUUUGCUUUGAAAAACCAGCAGAAAAUUAGAUGAUUACUGUUGAUCCAAAAUCAGUCUUGUCCCCUUAUAAUUCAAUCACAGGGCCGAAUACCAGUUGCCUUGUCAAAAAUCUUUAUUGACAUAUGUAUCAGGCAUAGGAGAGAAACUUGUAUCAGACAGAGGAGAGAAACUUGUUGUCUUUGCCAGCUGUGUGUUCUUUCUCCGUUGCUCCGUUUCUCCGUUUCUCAGUUCUCAGUUUCUCAGUUUCUCUGUUUCUCUGUUUCUCUGUUUCUCUAAAGCUUUAACAGUGACCAUAGCUUAAAUACCACUGACCAAGUUCCUUACAAGGUACAGAAACAUGUUGGUUUGUUUAAAAUAUAAUGUAUACUUCAUGCUAACAUCAGUUGGUAUAUUUAUACAUACAUACAUUGGUGGAAAGAAGAAGCCACCCUAUGCAUCAGUGGAACAUGUUACAUACACAUUUCUGGUAUGGUUAAAAUUAGUUCAUCUCCCUUUUUCAUAUUAAUGAUUUGUACUCUUUUAUUUGCACUGUGAUUUGCGUUUCGUGUAGCUCAGUUGGUAGAUUAUUGCG